GUCAUCCAUGAUGAGGUUAGCGAGACAGAAAGUAUUCGCAAAAACCUCGCGAUCGAACGGAUGAUUUCUGAGGGCUGCGACAUCCUUCUUGAUGCCAGUCAGGUCUUUGUUCGACAAGGUACGCUUGCCCAGGUGACAGUAGGCAAGUCAAACUGCCCCUGCCCUCGAAUACCACAAAUCGGCUCCAUUUCACCGGAGCAUAAAGAACGCCUUCGACAGGUCCUCCUCUUCACAAAUUACCUUUUAAUAACGACCCGGACAGGCAAUGGUAGACUGCGACUGGCGAAACCUGACGUGGAUGCUGAGGAUUCCAUUGCACAACGAUAUCGGGAAUCCUAUCGUGCCAUUUUAGCCUACAAUUUCAGUUGGCAGGAUGGAAACUGUUAG
Dibothriocephalus latus is the source of this 387-nucleotide messenger RNA. Lineage: Eukaryota; Metazoa; Platyhelminthes; Cestoda; Diphyllobothriidea; Diphyllobothriidae. The record is from the annotation of a GenBank genome assembly.